AUGUAUCAAUUCAUUAGUCCUUUCGUGCUAAUCGCUCUUGUUCGAACAACGGCUGUUCUGGCCGAAGGGAGUGGUACUAAUUACCCACUUCCUCCACCGAUUACCAUUCCACCUGUUGAAAAAGCAAACAUUACGAAUUCGAGUACUAUUGGGGUGAAGAUCAUUCCACUGUACUGUAACCAAGCUUUCAUGCCACUCCAAGACGAGAACGCGACAUUGACUGAGAAUCAAAAAGGACCCGCUAACAUAACCGAGUGUGCUUGUAAAGCCUAUGAUACCCCUAGCGGUGCAUUCUGUGCCACUAGUUCAUGCAAAAACUUUGCUACUUGUCAACAAUGUAAUUUGAUCACGCUUGGUGUUAGUGCUAAGACAUCUAACUCUAACAAUCUUACUAUCCCUUCGGUCGAAUGUCGAAACAAUUAUUUCCUACCUUCUCCAAAAGAUCGUGAUCAACAUGCAUUGUGUACUGAUGUUGAGGAUCACGCCUUUGCGUGUGAGGGCCCUUGCACGGGAGGAACCUAUUGUCAGGAAUGCAUAAGUAUGGACGAUCCAUAUCUUUAA
Molecule: messenger RNA, 561 nt
Organism: Melampsora larici-populina 98AG31
Lineage: Eukaryota; Fungi; Basidiomycota; Pucciniomycetes; Pucciniales; Melampsoraceae
Exons: 5
Coding region: 1-561 (186 amino acids)
Source: RefSeq, a predicted model, not a curated record